CUGGACCUUACUUGACUAGGAAGAAAUUUAAUGGAAUCAGCGAAGAAGUUUCCUGUUUGGCUUCAAAUUACCUAACUGGUCGUCAAUGGUCUCUUAAUGCUUGCAAGUUAAUGGUCAUUUUUUAUUUAUUAUUUUUGCUUGGUAGCUUCUUACCGGGUCAUUGUUUAAUGAAAAAAGUUGACUCGGUGAAAAAAGGUGACUUUUGAAUUUUCCAUCAAGAGAAGAAUAAAAUUGAAAAAAAGUUGGCUUAAAUUGGCAUUCUGAGAGUCAUCUAAUCCAUCCUUCUUCAGAGUUUUCUAACAGGGUAACACAGUGUGGCAAAGAUGACUGUAUUUAGCAAUGGGUCAGAAACGGCAAAUUUGGUGGCGAGCUCUGGCCUCCUCCAACAAUUAUGGACUGCAAAUUGGAACCUUUAUGGAAACAAUGAUCCAAAUGAACGUCUUAGAUUCCAAGUUUACUCACAAGAAAACUACAACAUCUUGGCUUUUGUUACUUCCCCUUUGACACUUCAAGCAGAUCAGGCAGAUUUAGCUUCCUUAUCAACAUUAAAGGAGAAAUUUCCUGUCUUCGAAUUACUAUGCAGCAAAAACAACCCGACUUUCGCCAUUAACAAAGCUACAAUUUUACUCUUUGCUUCCUAUCAUAACAUACUUUCUGAGCUGAAAAAUGAGCUUUGCAAAGGCCCCCCAUAUAAACCAUUGAUUAUCACUGGACACUCUCUGGGAGGCUCAAUUGCUUCACUCUUCACCUUAUGGAUGUUGAACAGCAUGGACUUAUCAAAAACCAAACGCCCACUUUGCAUCACUUUUGGUUCACCUCUUAUUGGUGACCACUGCCUACAUAAAGCCAUCUUUCAAUCCCAAACAUGGAAGUCUUGCUUCCUGCAUGUAGUCACUAACCAAGAUCCAGUACCCAGAAUCCUCCUACACCACAAACCUGCCCAUCAAAAAGGUGUCUACAAACCAUUUGGGACAUUCCUUAUCUGUUGUGAAUCAGGGUCUGCUUGUUUUGAGGAUCCUGAUUCCAUUCUGGAAUUGUUGGCCGCAACUGCCUCGCAUGGUGCUCAGAGUCAAAAUCCUUAUCAAGCCAUGCCUUCGGUUGAUUAUGGACCAGUGGUGGAAAAUCUUUACCAUCGGACCUUUUGCAAGGGUGCCACAGAGUUGGUUGAUUGGGCUAAGCAACCAUUUGAAGUUGGCAUUAUUAGACAACUCCAAGCAAUAGGAGUUGCUCAACCGCAGCAGCAGCAGAACAUAGACAUAAUAAAUCUGAUAAAGCGGGAAAAGCAACUAGUUUCAAAGACGAAGUUAUUUGAUCCCUCAAAGAAGUUGAAUGAUAUGAAAAUAUAUAUGGUCUACCUGGAAUGGUACAAGAAAUUGUCUAAAAAUGACAAAACUGGAUAUUAUGACAGCUACAAAGAAAAGAAGGGUACGUGUGAAUUUAAUGUUGAAGUGUUCAAGAAAGAACUUACAAAUUACUGGAAAGACAUGGUUAAAGAAGCAGAAAAUAAGCCCCAGAAGGAAGGAGCCUCCUUUCGGAUUCGUUGGCUAGGUGCAGGAACAAACUACAGAAGGAUGGUUGAAUCACUUGACAUCGCUGAGUACUACAAGGAAAACAAACUCAACUAUGAAACUCAAGGAAGAUCUCAUCAUUACAUCAGAUUGGAGGCAUGGCUGAAAGAAUGGGAGGAAUUGCUGAAAGAAGAAAAUAAUUCAGGAGGCAAACAAAAUAACUCAAAGAAGGAAAGUGUAGCUUCAAUUCUGACAAUAGAUUCAUGUUUCUGGGCAAAAGUUGAGGAAGCUAUCAUUUUAUGCAAUUUGCUGAAGACAGAAAAAUUUGGUGCUGAAGAGAAAGUGAAGAAGUUGAAAGAUUUUGAGAGCUAUGUGUGGGGUUUGCUGACUAACUACGAAGUAUCCUCUGAGAUAUUCUUAACUGGAAGCAGCUUUAUGAAGUGGUGGAAAGAUUGGAAAGCUUAUAAGAAAACUUUGGGAAGCUCCUUUACCUCACCACUCGACGACUUCAUGGAAUCUCGGGAAUAUGUAGACUAUGAUGGUGGUAACUGGUCUCCACCUAUUUAUACUCGACCAUUUUAAGUUCAUAUCUGAUUAUUGUUAUCUGCCACUGUCCCCUGCCUCUCACCCUAUCGAGUUUGAGAUUUUUACCCACAUUUGAGCCAUUGUGUUUGCAUCCCCGACUAGUAAUGUAUUUUCACUUUCCCUCUUUCUGGAUGUAAAAAAUAUGAAAGAUCUGCUUUUAUUCACCUCUUUUUAAUAAUAUUCAUGCAGAAAAUGGAUGAUUAUGUUUCUUUGUUAAUUUCCUUCGCAUGUCAGGUUACAGAGUUACUAUUUACUUGUAUCAAUGCAAUAAAACAAGUGUUGAAUGUCUCUAAAUUCAUGUGCUUGAAGCUUGAUGGCGUUGGUUUGAUGUGUAAUGGUGUUUUGGAGAGGUAGAAUUGGAGGAGGCAACAAGGGAGUUUCAAAGAGACUAGGUAAAAAUUGGAUCGGCACAAAGCCGCCGCCCUGACUUUAUGGUUUUUGGGUGCUGAAAUGACAAGUUUGCUCCUCUUUAGUAAUAUAUCUUUUUGGGGAUUCAAGGUAGGGGUUUAUUAUGUGAGCGAAACCCUGUUUUAGUGAGAGAGAGAGUGUUUUCUUUGGAAGCCAUUGUUGGAGACCAAGUCAAGCUUGUAUUUUUUCAAGAUUAAUGAAAGAUACUCUUCCUUACUUA
This is a messenger RNA of Ziziphus jujuba (common jujube), 2721 nucleotides long. RefSeq names its product senescence-associated carboxylesterase 101-like. Gene Ontology annotation, molecular function: carboxylic ester hydrolase activity. The transcript has 4 exons. Lineage: Eukaryota; Viridiplantae; Streptophyta; Magnoliopsida; Rosales; Rhamnaceae. Gene Ontology annotation, biological process: defense response; lipid metabolic process. Bases 324 to 2090 code for a protein of 588 amino acids. The record is from RefSeq and is a predicted model, not a curated record.